Molecule: messenger RNA, 1239 nt
Organism: Telopea speciosissima
Lineage: Eukaryota; Viridiplantae; Streptophyta; Magnoliopsida; Proteales; Proteaceae
Product: RNA-binding protein 42-like
Exons: 7
Coding region: 128-928 (266 amino acids)
Molecular function (GO): mRNA binding
Source: RefSeq, a predicted model, not a curated record
GCUUCGCAUCUGCUUCUCAUAGUUUCGUUUGUUCCUUGAAACCCUAGGGUUGAAAUCUUCUCUGCAUGAACUGGGAGAUCUGAUAUUUCGUGGAUUUUAUUUUUCGAGUUUUCAGAAAUUCUUAGUCAUGGCGAAUGAAUCUUCUUCUACUUCUAACGGUAUUCCUAUACCUGGAGCGAACCCUUCUUCUUCAUCCCAAUUCACUUACUCGAACGGCUCUUAUUUCCCUCUACCGUUCCAUCUUCAACAAUCAGACCACAUGGCCGCUCAGCAGUACCCUAAGCCUUAUAUGCAUCCACCUCCGACGGUGCAAAUCCCUCCACCGGUGAAAGUUCCUGCCACUCCGGUUAUCUCAUCUGUGUAUCCGGCUCCUGCACCCGUCUCUGGUGUGUAUUCGCUCCCGCAGUAUCAGCAGGCACAACAGUUAUUUCAGAGAGAUGCACAGACAAUUACACCGGAAGCGCUCGAGAGUGUAAAAGCUGCACUUGCAAGUAGUGAAAUUGAGCACAAGUCAGAGACCAAGAAGAAAGCGAUACCUCGUAAAGCUGCUGGACAAAGUUGGGAGGAUCCAACCCUUGCAGAUUGGCCAGAGAAUGAUUUUCGCUUGUUUUGUGGGGAUCUUGGUAAUGAAGUAAAUGAUGAGGUUCUUUCGAAAGCAUUUUCUAGAUUUCCUUCCUUUAACAUGGCAAAGGUGGUUAGAGACAAGCGGACUGGCAAAACCCGAGGUUAUGGAUUUGUUAGCUUUGCCAACCCUUUAGACCUUGCAGCAGCAAUGAAGGAAAUGAAUGGUAAAUAUGUUGGAAACCGUCCAAUUAAACUACGUAAGAGCUCUUGGAAGGAUAGGACUGAUCAGGAUGCUCUGGAGAGGCAAAAGCACCAUACUCAAAAGAAACCAAAGUUACCAAAGAAGAGUGUCUUGCACAAGUGAUUUUGAUGACCAUGCGCACUGGAUGACAGAUUGACCAUUUCAGAGUGAGGGAGAAAAGGUGGAGCUGCUAAAGAUUCCUUCGGUCUCCUCUGACGUAUAGCCAAAUGGCAAAAUGGUUCUUGGUAGUUGCUUUAUUCAGAGUUGGAACAUGGGACUGAAGUUGGGCCAUUUUCACUCCUGUAUCCUGUAACACGUAUUUUUACUACAAGACAGUAGUUUUGUUGCUUUGUUUUGAUUUGUCUUAGUGUAAAGUAUCUUUCUUAAUUUAGAUUCUCUUCAACUUUAGUCCAUGUGAUGAAAAGCGGCAUAAA